ACACUGAGAGGCGCCAACGAGCAGACUUUAAACCGGAUCUGGUAGCAAGUAACCGCAUGGUCACCGGCGGAAGAGGGUUUGUUUUGAAGUGUGCCUGCUUUUCUCCUGCAAUGUGCGCAACAUUUUCCCCAACGACAAACAUCAUGCCAUCUCUGGAGACAGCUUCGGACAGCAGUAGUCAAGACGAAGAGCCGAAGGGGACGAAAAGAAAGAUUUCUCAAUCAAAUUGUGGCGUUUGUGGGACAGAAGAGGCCAAGUACAAGUGUCCUGCUUGUCUCACACAUUCUUGCAGUUUGAUUUGUGUGAAGAAACACAAGGAAGAGUCAAGAUGCAGUGGUGUCAGAAACAAAACCGCUUACCUGACUCUGUCUCAGUUUGAUGAAAUGACACUUCUCAGUGACUAUAGAUUUUUGGAGGACACAGGGAGGUUUGCUGAUGGUGCCCACAGAGAUCUCAUUCGUGUUCCACGUGCUUCAAUGAGAGCAAAGAAGCUGACUGCCAAUGCCAGAAAGAUGAACAUCACACUUAGAACCCUCCCUAGCACCUUCACCAAGAGUAUAGAAAACUCCACCAUCUUCCACUUUAGAGAAAAACGGUUUCUCUGGCACCUGAAGCUCAUGUUCCCUCAGAGUGAUACUGAAUUCAGCCAAAUGAGGGUGUGUGACACACUAACUCUGGAACGUAUCUUGACCCCUUAUAUACACCGUACAGAGUCCGAUCCUGUCAUACGCCAAAAGCUGAAGAGGUAUGUAGAAGCCCCGAUUGAGGAUGUCGGUGUUUUCAUGAAGGCAGAAGGACGAAAGGCCAACUCAGUCAGGUACCACAAGUUGGAUAUACACAAGAGCCUAAGAGACAACUUGAUCUUCAAAAUACUGAUUGAGUAUCCCGUACUUCAUGUGGUACUCAGAGCUCAUUGGAAGGAGUUUCCAUUGAAAGGACAAGCUGAGCCUGCGUCAACCUGUGAUAAGUUUUCAACAAAGACUGAAGCAAGCCAGGACCAGACCUCUCACACCAUCCUCGCCGCAACACAGUCCAGCCCUGAAACAGAACCCCCACAAAAGAAAAGGGCAAAGAAAGAAUUGGAGGAGGGAGCGCUAGAGGAGGGGGAGAUCAUGGACAGUGAUGAUGAAGAUGAACGGGAGGGAGACGCUGGGGAAAAUACCACCUUGAUGAAGAUAUCUGAUGGUGCCAAUAGCCCUGCUAAUUCCAUGGACAUGAACAAAGAUGACCUGGUAGACAGUGAGGACAAAGUUGAAGAUAAUUGUGUUAAUAAAGACGCUGGCACCGUUGAUGAUAGAGGUGCUGCCAGAGAGAGUUAAGAGGUCAAGCAUGACCGAGGAUGCUAUGAAAGGGCCUCUUUUUGUCCAUCACCGUCUUGAUGAAAAUCAGCGUGUUAAUAUACUAGUUGGAAUGCACCGUCCAAUUUGCAUUUACUCAUAAAUCCUGAAAGUAUAAACCCUGUAACCUCUUUCGUUAUUGUUUUUGUCAAUGGUCUUAAAUAAUUACAUCUUAAAUAAAGACAUUGGGCCUUUUUAUG
Doryrhamphus excisus (bluestripe pipefish) is the source of this 1537-nucleotide messenger RNA. It is a transcript of the gene znhit6, whose product is annotated as zinc finger HIT-type containing 6. NCBI's taxonomy places the organism in Eukaryota, Metazoa, Chordata, Actinopteri, Syngnathiformes, Syngnathidae. The record is from RefSeq and is a predicted model, not a curated record. Gene Ontology annotation, biological process: snoRNA localization; maturation of LSU-rRNA from tricistronic rRNA transcript (SSU-rRNA, 5.8S rRNA, LSU-rRNA); box C/D snoRNP assembly. Gene Ontology annotation, cellular component: nucleus; pre-snoRNP complex.